Messenger RNA from Corylus avellana, 768 nucleotides. The record is from RefSeq and is a predicted model, not a curated record. Lineage: Eukaryota; Viridiplantae; Streptophyta; Magnoliopsida; Fagales; Betulaceae.
AUGAAUCAGGCUGUGAAAUCUCAAAAAGAGGCAGUAAACUCUCCCUCUCAAGCCAUUACCAAAAUAAAAACUCAGCCUGGACAGAUGACUAAAACCCUCAACAGGUUGGAAGAAGGGAAGAUUCCAAGCCCCUCUAAUCUGAAGCAAGUCCAAGCUAUCACGACACUGAGGAGUGGGAAAAUGUUCGACAAUCAUGUGGAAGAUACAAAGGAUGAGCAAACUGAGGCUCCACAAAAUCUAUAUCAGGACAAAGGUAAGCAAGUAAGCAUUGUGGCAUCUUCAUCAUCUGCUCUCACUCCUGAAUUAUCAUGUGAGCCCUGGGUCCCGUUCCUAGAGCGUCUCAAGGCACCCUCCCACUUUUGGAAACAAGGAAAGAAAAUACAAGACAUGAUGGAGAGGAAAAAUCGGAAGCGCAUUCCUAAGAAAGUCCUUUUCACCGAGCAAGUGAGCUCCUUGAUUCAGCAUAGCACUCCUCCAAAGUUCAAUGACCCUGGAGCUCCUACAAUUUCAUGCAUCAUCGGAAACAUUGAGAUUGAGAAAGCUUUCCUCGGCUUAGGAGCUGGUGUGAAUCUGCUUCCAUACUCGGUUUAUCAACAACUUGGCUUAGGGGAACUAAAACCCACAAAUAUUGUCCUGCAAUUGGUUGACCGAUCUAUCAAGAAAUCCCUAGGGAUUGUGGAGGAUGUCAUCAUCAAGGUGGACAAGUUCUACUUCCCAGUUGACUUCAUAGUUUUGGACACAGAACCGGUUCCAAAUCCAGAGAAGUAG